AUGAGCAAGCUCCAGGCGUCAAGCGUGCGUAGCUCUAUCCGCCAGGUCCUCCUCGAGUCCUCCCUCGAGGGCCAGAAGCAGGGCCUCGGCAAGAAGCGUAACUUCGUCGAGACCAUCGAGGUCCAGAUCGGCCUCAAGGCCUACGACCCCCAGCGUGACAAGCGUUUCUCGGGUACUAUCAAGCUCCCCCACGUUCCCCGUCCCCGCAUGCAGCUCUGCAUUCUCGCCGACGCCAUGGACGUUGACCGUGCUAAGCAGCUCGACGAGGAGCUUGCCUUCAUGACCGUUGAGGACCUGAAGAAGCUCAACAAGAACAAGAAGCUCGUCAAGAAGCUCGCCGCCAAGUACGACGCUUUCCUUGCUUCCGAGGCUCUCAUCAAGCAGAUUCCUCGUCUCCUCGGUCCUGGUCUCUCCAAGGCCGGCAAGUUCCCCACCCCCGUCUCGCACUCUGAGGACCUCGCCCGCAAGGUCAUCGACGUCAAGUCGACCAUCAAGUUCCAGCUCAAGAAGGUCCUCUGUCUCGCCGUCGCUGUCGGCCACGUCGACAUGCACGAGGACGAGGUCAUGCAGAACACCAUGCUGUCGAUCAACUUCCUCAUCUCGCUCCUCAAGAAGCAGUGGCAGAACAUUGGCUCGCUCCACCUCAAGUCGACCAUGGGCAAGCCUCAGCGUCUCUUCUAA
Messenger RNA from Trichosporon asahii var. asahii CBS 2479, 681 nucleotides. RefSeq names its product 60s ribosomal protein l1-a (l10a). Gene Ontology annotation, molecular function: RNA binding; structural constituent of ribosome. Gene Ontology annotation, biological process: translation. The coding region runs from base 1 to 681 and encodes 226 amino acids. The transcript is spliced from 2 exons. The record is from RefSeq and is a predicted model, not a curated record. Gene Ontology annotation, cellular component: large ribosomal subunit. Lineage: Eukaryota; Fungi; Basidiomycota; Tremellomycetes; Trichosporonales; Trichosporonaceae.